AUUUGGGUGUUGUCAUUAAAGGUCUGGAAGAGACACCUAUGGAGACGAGGCGAUUGGUUAUGUGCAGUUAAAAAGAGAAAUGGGAUCUCUGUAUUGUAAAAGCCAUGUUUACGCCCAAACAUAGAGUUAAAAGCAAUCCGUAUCACUGCAGUUUUGAAUGCGACGAAAAGGAGGAAACAGUAAUCAAGCUACAAUGCAGUGGUUGUGCUGCACAAGAGGGUGGCUGUAGGCGUGGUGUAGCGCUAUUAAUGUGGCUGCACAGAAGAAGCGAAGAACCGCCAUGCACUUCCGUGAAGUGCUACUGGAUUAUCUACUCUUGGCAAUAAUCCAAAAUUGAUAGAGGCCUCUCAGAUGAUUACACAUUAAGCCCACACUUGACCGACGCCUAAGGUUUGAACAGUGUUCCCCCUACAGCCACAAGAUGAUCACUAUACAAAAAAAUACUUACAUUAUCUCGAAAAGAA
Molecule: messenger RNA, 464 nt
Organism: Acanthoscelides obtectus
Lineage: Eukaryota; Metazoa; Arthropoda; Insecta; Coleoptera; Chrysomelidae
Source: the annotation of a GenBank genome assembly